Messenger RNA from Ectocarpus siliculosus, 2692 nucleotides. NCBI's taxonomy places the organism in Eukaryota, Phaeophyceae, Ectocarpales, Ectocarpaceae. The record is from the annotation of a GenBank genome assembly.
AUGGCUCGCUGCUGCAAGGUGGUUGCGGUUCUCUUGGUCGUUCUUGCGACCGCUUCCGGAUUCCUCUCCGGGGCGCCACCAGGACCCCCUCGCGGGAAAGGCAAGGCCCCGCAGCCCGACGUGGCAAAGAACAAGGUGGACGGGAAGCCUAGAACGGCAGCGGAUAAGACCCUCGUGGGGCCUAGUCCAACGAUCGAGACCAUAACCGUUGGCAGCCCGCAGCACGGCCUGUUCAUCGGCUCCGAGCAGGCUCGCGCCAUCGCCUUGGAGGCAGCGACUUCGAAAACAGUCCCCAAGGCCACGACGCUCGAGGCCCUGCACUCCUUGGCCCACUCCUCCGAGCUGGAGCUCACGACGGGAUUGUCAGCCCCUCUUCCCCUGCAAACGAUGGAAGGCUUGUGGCGACUCUGUUUCUGCGAGGGCGACUUUCUGCCAGGCAUCGACGUAGACAAGCACGGAUACGUCGCAAGGGGACAAAACGUGGAGAUCUUGUUCGACCCUGAGGGCGAGAAGAUCACUCUGGCAAGCAGCGGCCUCGGCUCUUCCCUACCCGCGGCCAUGGAAGGAGGACUGUCGUACACUCCGGAGACUCAGACAGUUACCGGGACCUUCGAGGAGACGGGGAUUGAAUCCCUCGAUCUCCGUGCAUUCAUGAUCGACGAUGACGCCCUGGGUUUCCACACCGUGUCGGAGGAUAAGCACGGGAUUUUGCUGUUCCACGCGGAGAAGAGCAAGGCUGCUGCGGCGCGUCUGUCCAAGGCCGUCUCGAUCGCGGCAUCGUCUGUGUCGGAGGCUGAGAAGGCGGCGACGGCGGAGGCUGAGAAGGCUGCGACCGCUGAGGUGGCCGGCAAGGACUUGCUCGAUUUGGUCCUUGACGUUCAGCUGGCGAGCGAGGAAGACGUCCACGAGGACAAGAGGCUGGCCGUCCAGGAGACGGGGCGGGAGACGGGUAGCUUCAACACGUUCAUCCGCUACCUAGAGAAGGAGGGGGGGAUGAUCUACGCCGUGGUAGCGGGGCCCAUCCUCUUCUCGUACAUGAAGUACUACAGCCCGGUGGCCUCCAGCAAGGCCACGGCCGCCGCGAUCGUCAUGGUGGAGACAGUCAAGCACAUCCUCAAGGCGAACGCCUGAUUGGUGAUGCAACAGCCAAUCCCGCGGGGGAAACGAGGGUUAUGUCACCUCCGUCCUCCGUGCGGGAAGAGAGAGUUGCGAUGAAUGAGCGGUGGAAGAACCAAGGCUAUGACGAAGCGUUAAGCGUUGCCCCCCCUCCCCUCGAGGUGGUGCCGAUAAUGGCUCGGCCCUCGGCUGAUGACACAUGCUGCACAAGAAGAGUUUGUACAUAUUUUGUGGUGGGGUAACGGUUGUAUUGGCAGCGGCGUUGUCAGCGGGUUUCCGGAAACCAACCGGAAGCAUGUUUAAGGGGUGUGGCCAAACUAAGGUCUUUUUGGAGAGGAGGAGGAACAGCAUUUAUGCGAAGGACGGAUGUGUCUUCUUUUUAGACACCCGAGUGCUUCCCCGUUGUCGAUUCUGUUUGGACUAGGGAGACUAGCCGUGAAAAAAAGCGUCUAUUCGUCUUUUCGUUUUUGAUAAUAGCGUUGUUCAGCGAGCACGGCCGUACAGUAGUAGCCUAGCGGACAUCAACGGAGGAGGGCGAAGGAGAAAUAACGGGAAGAAGUUGGUGGUUGGCAUGUUUGGGGGCGAAGGGUGGACGAUGAUUUGUAUUCCGCCGCCUCCUCUCCCCCCAAGCGUGCUUGUGUGUGUUCUCAAUUCCCCUUGGGCCUGCGGCAUCAUGAUAUCGACAGCUUGACACAGGGAGGAGGGCGGAAUAUCAGCUGAACUUCGGCAUCGAGGUCGAGGAUGUGUGGGUGUGUUGUGAGACGCGAGUCCUCUUGAAAAGAGGGAGAAAGGAUAUGUAAGUAGAAGACGGCGUGGGUAUUCGUGUGCGUAGGAAUGUAAAUAAUGUUGUGGGGGGGGGUUACGAGCAGGAGGUCACAUUUGCGUGGUUGCCUUUGCCGUUGCCGGCCUAACAAGCCUUGCUGUAUAUAUUUCCUCGCCGCGUGGAUGGAUGACGAGAUUCCCAAAGAAGAACGUUGCUCGCGCGGUUCUUUGUAUAUAACACGGUUAAUUUCAUAAGUGUCACAACAUCGCUGUGCAAAGAGUGCACACAUUAUGUGACUGAUGGGAAAAAGGACGACGUUGUCUGUUGGUUUUGGGAGUGUUGGGGUCGGAGCGGCUUUGGUUGUUUUGCACGGCGACGUUGGUGGUCAUAAUGUUAGCGUCGAGCAAGCAGACGCACAAGAGAAUAGCGCCGUUGCGGCACGGGGCCACGAGGAAGAGAAAGACCGACGAGAAAAAUUAAAGUAAUGGUAUGUUUCAAUCAUUCAGGGCGGGAUUCGACGCGUGGAUGGGCUGCGCGAAGAACCAUGGUACUUCUGUUUGCCCUCGCUGAGAAGUAAGGGAAUGUGGUAGCAGAGCAGCCUGGCGACUGUCGCUCAAGUCAUGUGAGGGUCUUCUUUAUAUUUUGUGAUGGUUCGUUUAAUGUUUUUUUUUCAUACUAUUGCUGUUGUCGGUGUUGCGCGCGCUCCCGAGUGGGUUGGGUGAAUGCAGACGGGAUCGGAUGGGUUCUCAGCGAAAAGAGCCUUUUGUCGGAAACGAGGUAAGAUCUCUUCCAAGCGUUGCUGCUCACAGUGCA